This is a messenger RNA of Dimorphilus gyrociliatus, 874 nucleotides long. The record is from the annotation of a GenBank genome assembly. Lineage: Eukaryota; Metazoa; Annelida; Polychaeta; Dinophilidae.
CAUGCAUAGAGUGGACAAAGAAGCAGAGGAAGAAGAAGAGGAGGAAGCUUUGCUUGCAGAAGAAGAAGCCCGACAAUUGGCACUACUAGCCGAACAGCACGCUCAGAAGAAAAGCCCUUCAGCUGAUUCACAGGAUAGUAUGUACAGAAGAGCUUCCGCUUUAGCUUCUGCUCUCGACGAAAAAGAGCGUAUUUCUAUAAAAUCCGAAUGUCCUGCAUCCGCCCGUCGCUUUUCUAUUAUCAAUGCAAAGGGGAAAAAAGUUCAUGCCAGUCUCAGUCUACCAGGUUCACCAUCGUUAGCCGUACGUCGACCCACCAGAACCGGAAGCCAGACUUUACUCUGGAGGAGAUCGCGCCCAAUGGUGGGUCCUGCAGGAAGUCGUCCCGCCCUUAUGGCCGUUAACGCCGACAAACAACCAUACAUCUUGCCAUAUUUGGAUAACCUUAAUUUACCUUAUGUAGACGAUUCAAAUGCAGCAACACCAACAUCAGACUUAGACUUACGAAGAAGAUUAUCAUCUACUACCUCAAGUAAAGCUUCAACCCAUGGUAUUAGGGGUCCUGACUAUAAUGAUUUAGCAUCUUUCGCGCACUUUAAGAGACAAAAAGAGCCAACUCAUUUCCAAUUCGGUACUCCUCAAUCGAGGAAGACUCAACCUUUAUUACCUCAAGUAGUAGUUGACAGAACAAAAUCUGACGAAAAUGAUUCUUCUAGUGGAGAAGAAGCAACACCUAUCGGGAGAGACCACGAAAAAGGAAAAUUAUUCGCCGAUAACCCAUUCAUCUGCAGAACCCCUAGCACUACAAUGGUCGACAUGAAAGGUUUACCAUCUUACUUUUUUGCUUUCAAAGUUAAUUUAUCAUUUUAUUCCUAA